GAUUACUCUAAACAAAGAACCGUUGAUAUUUCAUCUACGAAGCGCGACGUUGUUAUCGCAUGAAGGACAUGCCAAACACCAAGUGUGCAACGGAACAAAAUAUUAAUAAUUCAAACCGGAUAAAGCCACGGAAUAUCAAAUGUUUUUAUUUGCUUGAAAUAUAAUACAUAGUUAACAGGUCGCAUUUCGACACAGUCGUUGCCCGUAGAAGUUACAGUGAUGAAAUUGAACCGUGUUCUGGCAAAUAAUCGCUCGUGCUGUACGAAAUUUUUUAUAUUAUUAACUGGGGUAUACAUUGGACUGACAAUAUCUAAUUGGCUUCGCGGCUCGUACGAGUAUGGCGCGAGAAAACCGUGCGUGAAUAUUGUGCGGCGAACGUUAUCACGAGGCACGAUAUUCGCGCGACCACGACGAAUAUCGGACGAGUUAGACACGAAAGAAUUGAUCUUCGCCGGCAUCAUGACCGCCGAAAAGUUCCUCGAUUCAAGGGCCUCCGUCGUCUACAAAACUUGGGGCAAAAUGGCGUCGGGAAAAGUCGAAUUUUUCGCUGGAAACAAAACGGGAAAAUGGUCGUCGCGUUCCUUGCCUGUCGUUAGUUUACCAAAUGUCGAUGACAGAUACCCGCCUCAACGUAAAUCCUUGAUGAUGUUGAAAUAUAUGUAUGACAAUCAUAUCGAUAAUUAUGAGUGGUUCAUGCGAUGUGAUGAUGAUGUUUACGUUCGCACAGAUAAACUCAAGGAGUUCCUCCGAGGGUUCGACAGUUCCGAGGAUAUAUUUCUCGGGCAGGCGGGUCAGGGGCUUCCAGGCGAACGAGGCAAGCUGGGACUUGGGCCCAAUGAUAACUUUUGCAUGGGCGGUCCGGGCAUGAUCAUGAGCAGAAGUGUUUUGAAAAAGUUGGGACCACAUUUGGAAUAUUGUUUGCAAAACUUCGUGUCCUCCCACGAGGAUGUCGAGGUGGGGCGAUGUGUUAGGAAGCAUGUAGGGGUAGCCUGCAUCUGGGCAUUUGAGACGCAGUCGAUAUUCUAUCACAACCAGAGCAAAACGAAUGCCUUUCACUGGGACCUGGACACGAAAGCGGUGCAAAACGCAAUCACGUUGCAUCCCAUAAAGAAACCAGCCUACAUGUACCGCAUUCACGCGCACUUCUUGUCACAGAAGAUUCUGGCCGUGCAACACCGCUCUACCACCAAAACAAGCAGUCUACGAAAUCUCAAAAAGCUCACCGAAGCCACCUUAAGUAGAGGUGAGAUCGCAAGCAUGAAAAGCAAAAAAGACAUGAAUCGAGGAAUUCCACUAAACACGACAUUGCCUUGGGAAUUAUUUAGCCCUAAAAAACUCUACACUCCGACAACAUCGCCGUUCCUGCCUGUCGAUUACGCCAUUAAAAAGUGCUUCAAUUCCGUUCUGCGCAGAACUCUGGCGAAAAUCAACACGGAGGCAAAGAAAAUCAUAUAUCGUGAACUGAUGCUCUCAAAAGUCAACUUAGGGUACACAAGAAUAGCCCCCACUCGAGGCAUGCAGUAUAUUUUUGAUUUUCGUAUGGUAAUGUACCAACAUAUAGGGUUCAAUCGCCGUAAACUGCCCAUAAACGUGCAAUACCAAGCGCAUGUUCAACAGUCGUUUGGAAACUUGAUUUACACAUCGCGUAGCGUCGACAGAACUAGCCUACCUUACGUGAACAUCAUUUUGCCUUUGGCCGGAAGGUUCAAGGCUUUUGAAAGAUUUCUUUCAAAUUUCGAAAGGACCGUGUUGCUUACAAACGAGAAAGUUAGGUUACUGAUAAUGUAUUUUCCAAACGUGUCUGGUGCAUACGAUCACAAAAGGAUUUUGAAAACGUACACGGAUAAACAUAAUAAUUUUGAAGUUUUGUGGCAAACUGUGGACGGCGAUUUUUCCAGGGGACGGGCAUUGCAACUGGGACUCGCUCAUUUUCAGCCAGAAUCACUGUUGUUCUUCUGCGAUGUCGAUCUAGCUUUUGACGCGGAAUUCUUGACCCGUUGUCGACUAAACGCUGUCAAAGGGAAGCGCAUAUAUUAUCCUAUAGUGUUUAGUCAAUUUAACCAAAGCAUCUCGCUUAGUAAAAGACAUCGCGAAAGCUCUGGUCACGCGAAAAGAGAAGAUGAAACACAAUACGAAAACUUGCAAAUGGACCGUGGUUUUUGGAGGAAAUACGGCUUUGGUAUUGUGUGCGUCUACGGUGAGGAUAUCACAAGUGUAGGAGGUUUUGACUUGAAUAUUAAGGGUUGGGGUUUGGAAGAUGUUAGAUUGUAUGAACAGUUUCUUGCCAGUGGAAGAUAUGACAUCACACGAACUCCUGAUCCAGGAUUGGUUCAUUUGUACCACGUGUCUGAAUGUUCACCCGACUUGGAACCCAACAAGUUGAGAUCGUGUCGCAAUUCUGCCCUGUCUCAAAUUGCAAACGCUGGUUCGUUGGUGAAUUAUCUGACUAAGAAAGGUUAUUUAUUGUAGUUGAAAUAGACCUGUUGUGUUUACUCGCUGGCGUUGUUCACCAAUAGGGAGACAUAGAUAGGUAAAGUUCCCCAGUUUGGUCACCUUCAAAAGAUUUGGUUCGGAAACUAUGUCCACGUUUCUUGGUUUGCCGUCCUUGAAACAUGCAUGGUUAGGAAACAGUGUUUCCAGGUUCGUAGAUACUCCUAGGAAACGGUGACACCUGAAUAACAAAGCCAGUGUUUCCUGGUUUGUCUACCUUCGAUACGAGACUCGUAUCGAAGCUAGAUUGGGAUACAUGCUUUGGAGACAGUAUCUCUUGGUCUGUCGACCUUUUUGAAGCAUGGCUAGGAAACAGUGAAUAUAUGAACCAUUAUUAUAUAUUUAUUUUCGACAAAAAAGACGAGGACUGUUUUUUAAACGAAGUUAGUUGAAAUGUUAUAUUUAUCCUGCCUGAUGUU
Messenger RNA from Dendronephthya gigantea, 2909 nucleotides. RefSeq names its product chondroitin sulfate synthase 1-like. The record is from RefSeq and is a predicted model, not a curated record. Lineage: Eukaryota; Metazoa; Cnidaria; Anthozoa; Malacalcyonacea; Nephtheidae. Gene Ontology annotation, molecular function: glucuronosyl-N-acetylgalactosaminyl-proteoglycan 4-beta-N-acetylgalactosaminyltransferase activity. The transcript has 2 exons. Gene Ontology annotation, cellular component: Golgi cisterna membrane. The coding region runs from base 220 to 2469 and encodes 749 amino acids.